AUGAAACCUUCUGCUGGGAUCCGCCCUCAUGAUGAAGUCGCGGCAUCGAACAUACGAAAGAUAACACAGUCAAGCAGCAGCCCCAACAACCUAAAGAGUUCUUCCAGCAGCGUCCAGUCAUCCAGAAAUGGUGAAUCAUCAAACAGGCAUCUGUUCUCUUCCUAUAGAGCCACAUGGUCUAAGCCGUUCCCUACUAUCGCAAUGAUGAUCAGGCCGCCAAGACCUGCUGGAACUACAACGCAAUACAGGCACCUCAACAGCUGGAUGGGUCCUGAGAUGUUUGGGCGAAGCCCUGUAAUCAGCGCAAGUGGUUUUGGUGGAUUGCUAAGGAAGGAUGUAAUGCAGUAUCUACUGCAAAACUGA
Linum trigynum is the source of this 363-nucleotide messenger RNA. The record is from the annotation of a GenBank genome assembly. NCBI's taxonomy places the organism in Eukaryota, Viridiplantae, Streptophyta, Magnoliopsida, Malpighiales, Linaceae.